Messenger RNA from Stomoxys calcitrans (stable fly), 402 nucleotides. RefSeq names its product larval cuticle protein 65Ab1-like. Lineage: Eukaryota; Metazoa; Arthropoda; Insecta; Diptera; Muscidae. Gene Ontology annotation, molecular function: structural constituent of chitin-based larval cuticle. The record is from RefSeq and is a predicted model, not a curated record. The transcript has a single exon. Gene Ontology annotation, cellular component: chitin-based extracellular matrix. The coding region runs from base 31 to 339 and encodes 102 amino acids.
AGCAACAGCAACCAAAAAACAAAACUCACCAUGAAAUUCCUCAUCGUUUUUGCUGCCCUCUUUGCCGUUGCAUUGGCCGCCCCACGUCCAGACGCUGAAAUCCUGAAGAGCGACAGUGAUGUUGGUCCCGAAAACUACAAUUUCGCCUACGCAACCAGCGAUGGCGUCGAACAUCAGUCGUCUGGUGUCUUGAACAAUGUCGGUUCUGAUCACGAAUCCCUUGCCGUCAAAGGCUCUUACUCCUGGACUGAUGAGAAGACUGGCGAAAAAUUCACUGUUACCUAUGUUGCUGACGAAAACGGUUUCCAACCCAGCGGUGCUCAUUUGCCAGUUGCUUAAAGUUUAACAUUUAAACUUAAAAUAAAAAAAAAGUUCUUGUGGCACUAUCAUCAUAAAUUUCAA